UACCCUGUUCUUACAGCUUGAUAUGACUGAAAUGUGUCUUUACAGUUAGGGAACACUCAUAGGUUAUUUAUUCUUAACAGUAAUGGUUUCUGUUCACUCGCUGAUAAUUUUUUAAAAGAGCCAACCCUUUAAAAAUCAGCUACUAUCAAAUUUCUUUUGCUGAGGACAGGGAAUGUAGUGGCUAUUUGAUGAAUUCUUUUUGUUGGGUUGAUUUCCUAAGUACCCUGAAGUACACAGGGUUCUACAUGUUGUCAAUCCAUUGAGUACUUUCUGAGCGCCAGACUGAGGUCCUCUCUGCAAGGAGAUGAAAGGGCACUGGGCACUGUAAUUGUUGCCCAAAGCUCAAAGGGGCUUACCAUCUAAUUGGGUGGACAAGGCAGGUGGCAACCCUUGCCAAUAUUCUGACAGCACAAGGCAGGAUGUUAAGUGAGACAUCCAUGUGAAAGUACUACAAGCUGUCAAGUGCUCCGUGAAGCCUCAUAAUGAAGCCUGUUUUCCUGCUGUCCACUGUAGUGCUGAUAUGUGGUAGAUAAAUGUCUAAAUGGGUGAAUGGGUGAUGGAGUAAGUACCAGGGAAAUGGCACCCACAGCAAUUACUGUGCCCUCUGGAAUUUAAUAGUACUGGGAAAGGCUAAAGCUGGUAUUCUGACCUUGAAUCGGUGAAUCUGCAACUGUUUAUUCUGUACCUCUUGUCCCAUUUAUGGCUAGGUCCUGGGGAGGUACAAAGUAUGAUUCUUGCUCCCAGGGACUUGGAAUUUAAAUAACCAGACACUGGAAAAAUACAAAAGACAACACUACCUGAGGACACAUGUCCAUGCUGCUCACAAGCUGAUGCUUUUUCAAUUGAGUGGACAUAAAUUAACCUCCUACUGUUUGUCUAGAGUUGGGGCUAAUGAGAAGUUCAAACUGGCCCUGUCUUCAGGGAGAGGAAGACCUGAACUGUAGCUGGGAUUCAGUAGAGCUCAUUGUGUAUCCUUCCAUGGACAUUUUCCCUAAAUGGAACAUGAUUAGGGUUUGAGAGGGCCCCUGGGCCUGUCUGGCCUGCUGCAUCCCUGGCAUGGACUCUGCAGCCUCGUGAUAGCCUUGAAGCUCCCCUGCCGGGCCCAGUGGGAAAGGAGGAAGUGUUGAUGCUGAUAGUGUUAGGUGCCCUGGAGCUGUUUCUGACAUCUGCUGCUUCUGUACCUGUGUGGGUGCUCACAUUAGGGGAAGGGGCAUGGUUCAGUGGCUUGGCAGCAGUGAUGCCAUGAGAGGGACUGGCAUGUGCAAAGGAGGACUUGUGGCCCAGGGGGUGGUGGAGGAGCCUCCAGUGCAGGACCGACCCUUCCCCUAAUCUGAGUCUUUAGGGCCAGUGAUGUAUCGUCCUGAUGUCUUUCUCCCGAUGAGAAAGGCAUAGACCAUCAGUGUCCCACAAUGCACACAGCUCAGUCAAUGAUCUCUGGUUCCUUAGGGCAGCUGUACUCUGUGUCAGGGACAGGUGAGAUGGGGAAUACAUGCAGUGACCAAUGCUUGACUGAGGGUGGUAAGAUGCAGGAAAGGUGACAGAUGUGCCAUGUGGUCUGUGGAACUCCAGCCCACCCAACACCCUGCUCCUCCCCAGGCCUUUCACAGGGUCACAUCUUCUGUCAUGGGUUCUUAAAGCACUGUGUACCCCUCCUCUGUGGGGCUGAGCAUAGGUGUAUGUGUGUGUCUGUGUGUGUGUGUGUGUGUGUGUGUGUGUGUGUGUGUGUGUGUGUUGUGAUUAUUUGCUGCCUACCUGUCUCCUUUGUGAGACUCCAAACUCUGAGAGGGCAGGGACAGUUCUUGCUCUUUAUUCUGUCACAGCAUCUACUAUGAUGCUCAGCACCCACCAGGCACCCAAGAGGCAGAUGGAUGGAUAAUUGAGGUUCUCCAGGCCUCAUGGAGGGCAUACAGGAGAGUAAGAGUCAAUGAGCAACUCUGAGAUCUUAGUGAGGCUGGUGGUUAGCAUGAGAACCAGGGCUGGGGAGUCCCUGGGCACCUACUUGCACUGGGGGGAUGAGGCCAGUGCCCCUUUGCAAAACUAAGGCUUGAGCCUGUAAGUGAAGUGUCUCUGAUCUUAUAGUUGACCCUCCACAUCCAGCCUCUCGAGGACGUUCAGCUGAGGAGGGAAGUGAGUGUUUAUUAGGACUGUAUCUGUUGAGCUCACUGUUCUCCCUCUUGUCCCCACUGAGUUUAUGUGGAGACAGUAUGAGGGUGGGAACAUCAGGGCCUUCUUAGAGAGGCGUAAAUGGAGAAUGCAGGUGGUAAAGGCGGGGCAAGAGGCCCAAGAGGUUGAGGUUUGGAUGCUACCUCAUGUAGCAGCCCUUUCUCUGCUAGGUGGCAGGAAAUCCCAGAAGGUAUUUGAGUUCAGGUUUAUGGUCUAGGCUGGUCUGCGAUUGUUCUGCAAUCAGAGCUGUACAGAGAACUAGUGGACAGCGAGAACUCUGAGUUCACAUCCUGAUUUUUCUUGCUGGAUGUAUGACUUAAGGCAAGUGUUCUAACCUCUCUGUUUCCUCUUCUGUGGAGUGUGGGUGACCAUGUGCCUCAGUGCUGGGGUGAGGAUCGAUCCCAGAAAGCCCUGCAUGGAAAGGUUUUAGCACAGAGCCCAUGGUGAGAGAGUCUUUGUCUAGUGUCAACCUUGUUAUAGCCAGAGUGGACCUCAGGAACAUCCCUCUUGCUGUAGAGGGGAAGAAAAAAUAGGCCCAGAGAGAGGAGUCUCUUUCUCUGAGGUCAGAAUGACCAUAGCAAAGGUGGGAAAGGCCCAGGCAGCAUUCAGUCCCCUUCACUCCUGCCAGCCUAGCUUCCUUGGCUGGACUGCAAGUACUUGGGGAGGAGACUGCCCUCUGCUUGCCUGGUGGGCCCCAUUGAUGCCUGCACAGUGCCGGGCACAGAGUGUAUGCUUGAGAAAUGCAUUGUUAAAUAGUUACUACUGAGAGUCCCUCUGAUUGUGGUUUAUUCUGUGGGCUCAUAGGAUGGGCCUCCUGUUGGAAAGGCUGCCUUUCCAUAAGCAGUGUGCCUUCUGCUCAGUAGCUUUUUUUUUUUUUUUUUAAUUAACGCAUGAGAAUGUGCUCCAUGACUGCCAGGGUUGCCUUGGAGAUGCAACAGCAUUCAGUUGCAUGGACACCAGAGGCAAUGUGUUUCUUGAAUUUAGCAAUAUGGGAUCAUGAAACGAAUCUGCUACCUAUGAUGUUGGCUAUUUUUAAUGGAUUUAGCAUCAUUUAAUUGUACCUAAAUGUAAUUGCACAACACUAUAUCAGUUUCAGUGAGUGUCUUCAAUCAACAGUCUGAAGAGCGUGAGAAGAUCAAGCCCCACCCCACUGUGGUGGAUAAAAGGCCGUCCCCAGGAUGGUUAUCAGACAAGUCUCUCAUCCCCAGGAUGAACACCUAAGCAACUUCUGCCGACUGCUAGGGGUGGAGCACAGUCAGAUGGAGCACUGGCUGUGUCAUCGCAAGCUGGUCACCACCUCGGAGACCUAUGUCAAGACCAUGUCCCUGCAGCAGGUGAUCAAUGCACGCAACGCCCUGGCCAAGCACAUCUAUGCCCAGCUGUUCAGCUGGAUCGUGGAGCACAUCAACAAGGCCCUGCACACUUCCCUCAAGCAGCACUCCUUCAUCGGGGUCCUGGACAUCUACGGGUUUGAGACAUUUGAGGUGAACAGCUUUGAGCAGUUCUGUAUCAACUAUGCAAAUGAAAAGCUCCAGCAGCAGUUCAACUCGCAUGUGUUCAAACUAGAGCAAGAAGAAUACAUGAAGGAGCAGAUCCCUUGGACUCUGAUUGAUUUUUAUGAUAACCAACCUUGCAUCGACCUCAUUGAAGCCAAGCUGGGUAUCUUGGACCUGUUGGAUGAAGAAUGUAAGGUCCCCAAAGGAACUGACCAGAACUGGGCUCAGAAGCUCUAUGACCGGCACUCCAGCAGCCAGCACUUCCAGAAGCCCCGCAUGUCCAACACGGCCUUCAUCGUCAUCCACUUUGCAGACAAGGUGGAGUACCUCUCUGAUGGUUUUCUGGAGAAAAACAGAGACACGGUGUAUGAAGAGCAGAUCAAUAUCCUGAAGGCCAGCAAGUUCCCACUAGUGGCUGAUUUGUUUCAUGAUGACAAGGACCCCAUUCCUGCCACCACCCCUGGGAAGGGGUCAUCUUCAAAGAUCAACAUCCGCUCUGCCAGACCCCCCAUGAAAGUCUCCAACAAGGAGCACAAGAAAACCGUUGGUCACCAGUUCCGUACCUCCCUGCAUCUGCUCAUGGAGACCCUGAAUGCCACGACGCCUCACUACGUGCGCUGCAUCAAGCCCAACGAUGAGAAGCUCCCCUUCCACUUUGACCCGAAGAGAGCAGUACAGCAACUCAGAGCCUGCGGGGUGUUGGAGACGAUUCGAAUCAGUGCAGCUGGCUACCCAUCCAGGUGGGCCUACCAUGACUUUUUCAACCGGUAUCGGGUGCUGGUCAAGAAGAGAGAGCUCGCCAACACGGACAAAAAGGCCAUCUGCAGGUCUGUCCUGGAGAACCUCAUCAAGGAUCCCGACAAGUUCCAGUUUGGCCGCACCAAGAUCUUCUUCCGAGCUGGCCAGGUGGCCUACCUGGAGAAGCUGCGGGCUGACAAGUUCCGGACAGCCACCAUCAUGAUCCAGAAAACUGUCCGGGGGUGGCUGCAGAAGGUGAAAUACCACAGGCUGAAGGGGGCUACCUUAACUCUGCAGAGGUACUGCCGAGGGUACCUGGCCCACAGGCUGGCUGAGCACCUGCGGAGGACCAGAGCGGCCGUGGUGCUCCAGAAAUACUACCGCAUGCAGAGGGCCCACCAGUCCUACCAGAGGAUCCGCAGGGCUGCCAUCAUCAUCCAGGCCUUCACUCGGGCCAUGUUUGUGCGGAGAACCUACCGCCAGGUCCUCAUGGAGCACAAGGCCACCAUCAUCCAGAAGCAUGUGCGGGGCUGGAUGGCACACAGGCACUUCCAGCGGCUGCGGGAUGCAGCCAUUGUCAUCCAAUGUGCUUUCCGGAUGCUCAAGGCCAGGCAGGAGCUGAAGGCCCUCAGGAUCGAGGCCCGCUCAGCAGAGCAUCUGAAACGCCUCAACGUGGGCAUGGAGAACAAGGUGGUCCAGCUGCAGCGGAAGAUUGAUGAGCAGAACAAAGAGUUCAAGACAUUGUCGGAGCAGCUGUCUGUGACAACCUCCACAUAUACCAUGGAGGUGGAACGGCUGAAGAAGGAGCUGGAGCACUACCGGCAGAGCCCAGGUGAGGACAGCAGCCCGCGACUGCAGAAGGAGGUGGAGAGCCUGCGCACAGAGCUGCAGAGGGCCCACUCGGAGCGCAAGAUCCUGGAGGAUGCCCAUAGCAGGGAAAAGGAUGAGCUGAGGAAGCGAGUUGCAGACCUGGAGCAAGAAAACGCUCUCUUGAAAGAUGAGAAAGAACAGCUCAACAGCCAAAUCCUAUGCCAGUCUAAAGAUGAAUUUGCCCAGAACUCUGUAAAGGAAAACCUCCUGAUGAAGAAAGAGCUGGAGGAGGAGCGAUCCCGGUACCAGAACCUUGUGAAGGAAUAUUCACAGUUGGAGCAGAGAUACGACAACCUUCGGGACGAGAUGAGCAUCAUAAAGCAAACUCCAGGUCAUAGACGGAACCCAUCAAACCAAAGUAGCUUAGAAUCUGACUCCAAUUACCCCUCCAUCUCCACAUCUGAGAUCGGAGACACUGAGGAUGCCCUCCAGCAGAUGGAGGAAAUCGGCCUGGAGAAGGCAGCCAUGGACAUGACGGUCUUCCUGAAGCUGCAGAAGAGAGUACGGGAGCUGGAACAGGAGAGGAAGAAGCUGCAAGUGCAGCUGGAGAAGAGAGAACAGCAGGACAGCAAGAAAGUCCAGGUGGAACCGCCACAGACUGACAUAGAUGUGGACCCGGAUGCAGAUCUGGCCUACAACAGUCUGAAGAGGCAAGAGCUGGAGUCAGAGAACAAGAAGCUGAAGAAUGACCUGAAUGAGCUGAGGAAAGCCAUAGCCGAUCAGGCCACGCAGAACAAUUCCAGCCAUGGCUCCCCAGACAGCUACAACCUCCUGCUGAACCAGCUCAAGCUGGCCCAUGAGGAGCUCGAGGUGCGCAAGGAGGAGGUGCUCAUCCUCAGGACCCAGAUCGUGAGCGCAGACCAGCGGCGACUCGCCAGCAGGAAUGCGGAGCCGAACAUUAAUGCCAGAGCAAGUUGGCCUAAUAGUGAAAAGCAUGUUGACCAGGAGGAUGCCAUUGAGGCCUAUCAUGGGGUCUGCCAGACAAACAGCAAGACUGAGGAUUGGGGAUAUUUAAAUGAAGAUGGAGAACUCGGCUUGGCCUACCAAGGCCUAAAGCAAGUUGCCAGGCUGCUGGAGGCUCAGCUGCAGGCCCAGAGCCUGGAGCAUGAGGAGGAGGUGGAGCGUCUCAAGGACCAGCUGGAGGCCCUGAAGGAGGAGAUGGACAAACAGCAGCAGACCUUCUGCCAGACACUGCUGCUCUCCCCAGAGGCCCAGGUGGAAUUUGGUGUCCAGCAGGAGAUAUCCCGGCUGACCAACGAGAAUCUGGACCUUAAAGAACUGGUAGAAAAGCUGGAAAAGAAUGAGAGGAAGCUCAAAAAACAACUGAAGAUUUACAUGAAGAAAGUCCAGGACCUAGAAGCUGCCCAGGCAUUGGCCCAGAGUGAGAGGAAGCGCCAUGAGCUCAACAGGCAAGUCACAGUCCAGCGGAAAGAGAAGGAUUUCCAGGGCAUGCUGGAGUACCACAAAGAGGACGAGGCCCUCCUCAUCCGAAACCUGGUGACAGACUUGAAGCCCCAGAUGCUGUCGGGUGCGGUGCCCUGUCUCCCCGCCUACAUCCUCUACAUGUGCAUCCGGCACGCAGACUACACCAACGACGAUCUCAAGGUGCACGCCCUGCUGACCUCCACCAUCAACGGCAUUAAGAAAGUCCUGAAGAAGCACAAUGAUGACUUUGAGAUGACAUCAUUCUGGUUAUCCAACACCUGCCGCCUUCUUCACUGUCUGAAGCAGUACAGCGGGGAUGAGGGCUUCAUGACUCAGAACACUGCAAAGCAGAACGAACACUGUCUUAAGAACUUUGACCUCACUGAAUACCGUCAGGUGCUGAGUGACCUUUCCAUUCAGAUCUACCAGCAGCUCAUUAAAAUUGCCGAGGGCGUGUUACAGCCGAUGAUAGUUUCUGCCAUGUUGGAAAAUGAGAGCAUUCAGGGUCUAUCUGGUGUGAAGCCCACUGGCUACCGGAAGCGCUCUUCCAGCAUGGCAGAUGGAGAUAACUCAUACUGCCUGGAAGCCAUCAUCCGCCAGAUGAAUGCCUUUCAUACAGUCAUGUGUGACCAGGGCUUGGACCCUGAGAUCAUCCUGCAGGUAUUCAAACAGCUCUUCUACAUGAUCAAUGCAGUGACUCUUAACAACCUGCUCCUACGGAAGGAUGUCUGCUCUUGGAGCACAGGCAUGCAACUCAGGUACAAUAUAAGUCAGCUUGAGGAGUGGCUUCGGGGAAGAAACCUUCACCAGAGUGGAGCAGUUCAGACCAUGGAACCUCUGAUUCAAGCAGCCCAGCUCCUCCAAUUAAAGAAGAAAACCCAGGAGGAUGCAGAGGCCAUCUGUUCCCUGUGUACCUCCCUCAGCACCCAGCAGAUUGUCAAAAUUUUAAACCUUUACACUCCCCUGAAUGAAUUUGAAGAACGGGUAACAGUGGCCUUUAUACGAACGAUCCAGGCACAAUUACAGGAGCGGAAUGACCCUCAGCAACUGCUGCUAGAUGCCAAGCACAUGUUUCCUGUUUUGUUCCCAUUUAAUCCAUCUUCUCUAACCAUGGACUCAAUCCACAUCCCAGCGUGUCUCAAUCUGGAGUUCCUCAAUCAAGUCUGAAGAUGCAUGUUUCCAGCAUUAGUUUGAUUCCCAAUGUGAGCAAGAAGGAGGCAUAUACAGUAAAUUCAAGGAUCUGUUAAAUCUGAUCAAAGCAGAUCAAGUCAGAGAUUGAUAGCCUGUGGAGGGUGCUGAACUACACAGAAUUAAGACACAAUUAUGUCAUUAUUUUUUGUACCUACUGCUCAGAAUAAAAACACUUGAAAUAUGGAAAA
Callithrix jacchus (white-tufted-ear marmoset) is the source of this 8071-nucleotide messenger RNA. Lineage: Eukaryota; Metazoa; Chordata; Mammalia; Primates; Cebidae. The record is from RefSeq and is a predicted model, not a curated record.